CGAGUACAGCAGGCAUCGAGCUAGAAAAAGUGGGUUACGCACGCAGGCAAGUUCGCGCUGCUGUAGGACGAUCACAAAUGAUCCGUUUGUGAUCUCGGCGUUGUGUUUUAUUUCCCUUUUACACGUAAUACACGAUACACCGAAUGAUGUCGGUGUAUUUGCGCGUCCGUUUGGUGGUGAUGAUAUCCGUGUUUCUGUGCGGAUCCCCGCUGCUUUUCCUUCAGGAUGCUGCGGCUUUCUAUCUUCCGGGUUUAGCUCCGGUCAGCUUCUGUGAAAAACCUCAAGACGGAAAAGAGCCUCAGAGGGAAUGCCAGGAAAAAAUUGAGCUCUUUGUGAACAGACUGGAUUCGGUGGAGUCAGUUUUGCCAUACGAAUACACAGCGUUUGAUUUCUGCACUGUGGAUGCAGAGAAGCGGCCGUCAGAAAACCUGGGCCAGGUUCUGUUCGGAGAGAGAAUUGAGCCAUCGCCUUACAAGUUUUCCUUCAAGCAAAAAGAGACAUGUAAGCAUGUGUGCACUAAAAAGUACAGCACCAGUAAAACACAGGACAAAGCCAUUCUGGAUUUCCUAAAGAAAGGCAUGCUCCUUAACUACCAGCAUCACUGGAUUGUGGAUAACAUGCCUGUGACCUGGUGCUACGACGUGGAGGACAAUCAGAAGUUCUGUAAUCCCGGCUUCCCCAUAGGAUGCUACGUCACGGAAACCGGCUUGGCUAAAGACGCGUGCGUCGUCAACUCUGAGUUCAAUGAGAAAGAUUCCUUCUACAUCUUCAACCACGUGGACAUCACUAUCUUUUACCACAACGUAGAGAACGGGGUCCCGGACUCCAGACUGGUCGCUGCCAAGAUGGAGCCGAAAAGCUAUAAAAAUACCAAUCCGGAUGCUCCAGACUGCACAGGAUUGCCCAUGAGGCUCGGCAACAAGGACACUGGAGAUAUCGUCAUCCCCUAUACCUACAGUGUACAGUUCAAGGAGGAGCCAAACAUCCGAUGGGCCUCUCGGUGGGAUUAUAUUCUGGAGUCCAUGCCUCAUACCAACAUCCAGUGGUUUAGUAUAAUGAACUCCCUGGUCAUUGUGCUCUUCCUCUCCGGUAUGGUGGCUAUGAUCAUGCUGCGCACGCUGCACAAAGACAUCGCCCGUUACAACCAGAUGGACUCUGUGGAGGAUGCUCAGGAGGAGUUUGGCUGGAAGCUGGUGCACGGUGACGUGUUCCGACCGCCGAGAAAAGGAAUGCUGCUGUCCGUUUUCCUCGGCUCGGGAACACAGAUCUUCAUCAUGACGUUCGUCACUCUCUUCUUUGCGUGUCUGGGCUUCCUGUCCCCAGCUAACCGUGGCGCUCUGAUGACGUGUGCCGUGGUGCUGUGGGUGCUGCUGGGAACUCCAGCUGGUUACAUUGCUGCCCGAUUCUACAAGUCGUUUGGAGGAGAGAAAUGGAAGACCAAUGUGCUACUGACAGCAUUCCUCUGCCCCGGUGUGGUGUUCGCUGAUUUCUUCCUGAUGAAUCUGAUCCUGUGGGGUGAGGGAUCAUCCGCUGCCAUGCCCUUCGGCACUCUGGUGGCCAUCUUGGCUCUGUGGUUCUGCAUCUCCGUCCCUCUCACCUUCGUCGGAGCCUACUUUGGCUUUAAGAAAUCUGGCAUCGAACACCCCGUGCGCACCAAUCAGAUACCUCGACAGAUUCCAGAACAGUCUUUCUACACCAAACCCCUCCCAGGCAUAGUGAUGGGUGGGAUCCUGCCCUUUGGAUGCAUCUUCAUCCAGCUGUUCUUCAUCCUCAACAGCAUCUGGUCCCAUCAAAUGUACUACAUGUUUGGGUUCCUCUUCCUCGUCUUCAUCAUCCUGGUGAUCACUUGCUCUGAGGCCACCAUCCUGCUCUGUUAUUUCCACCUGUGUGCUGAGGACUACCACUGGCAGUGGCGCUCCUUCCUUACCAGUGGCUUCACGGCUGCAUAUUUCCUCGUGUACGCCGUGCAUUACUUCUUCUCCAAGCUGCAGAUCACCGGCCUGGCCAGCACCAUCCUUUACUUUGGCUACACCACGAUCAUGGCUUUGAUCUUCUUCCUCUUCACAGGAACGAUUGGAUUCUUUGCCUGUUUCUGGUUCGUUACGAAAAUCUACAGCGUGGUGAAGGUAGACUGAAAUCGACCAAUCAGAGCCUGGACUAAACUCUCCUCUGCUAAACAAGAUGUCUUUAAGGGAGGGAUAAGAGCACUGUCAAAGACGCCAUGUUGCCCCAGUUAACCAACAACUCGAAAUACAUUCUUCAGAUCUUAAGCUUCCAUUGAAGUGUAUGUGUUUAAAAAAAGAAAAAAGAGAAAAAAAAAGUGAUUUUUUUUUUAAAUUUUAUUUGUGUUAUUUCACAUACACGUAUAAAAAAGCGCUCGUAUAUAAAAAGCAACACGCUUGAGCCCAGAACACACAAACCACAGCUGCGUUAUAACCUUAAUCUCAAGCUCACAUUUGUAAAUAUCAAAUUUUUCCUUUUCACUAAUAUUAAAGUGCAUCCAGUCCAUGUGUAGCUCACUGACGUAUGUUGCGGUGUUUGAAGGAGGAAUUUGUAAAUAUAUCCCUUUUUUUUUUUUUUUUUUUUUGCAAGUGCUGAAACAUCCAACAAAAAAACAACCUUGAAUGCAGUAAUAUAGCCGAAGCUCUAUUGAGUUGUUUGUGUUUGGGGCGAGGGGGUGGUGUAUUCCUCUUAGUGUUGUGUUUUUUUUUUUGUUUGUUUGUGUGUGUUCUCAACCAGCCAUCUUUCCUUGCUUUUAUUUAUCUCUGAUUAUUUUUAAUUCGCACCUCACUGCUUUGUUUGUGCCUCGUCGUUAAGAGAGAAGAAUAAAAACCUGCUUCACCUUAAAAAUCCAGCGCUGCUACAGAUUAAUGAAAGCUGGUACGUUCUGUUUCACAAACAGCGCUAGAUUUUUGGUGUGAAAUAUUUCUUUAAAAAUCCUGAAGGCGGAUGUGUAAAAGAGCUGAUCUUCUGUUAGUUCCUGUCUGUCGAACCCAGUUUGAUGCAUGAGCAGGAACUGAUUGGAAAUCAGCAGUCUAACAGAUGUUUUUCUUCUUAUUAACUUCUUUGAUUCUUGCUUAUUUCUUUUCUUUUCAUAAGCUUUUGAGUGGGAGGUUAUUUGGAGGGGGUUCAGGGAAUCCACCGGUAUGUAGGAAUACAUGGACAGACCGGUUUCUAGGGCAGGACCAUGUACAUAGUGACACUGUCAGCAGAUACAUACAUAUGUACAAGUUAAUGGUUUGAUUUACACUGAUCAAUUCUUUUUCUUCACUGAUUUAAGGUAAUGAGAGUGCAAGGCUUGGGAUUAUUAAUGGAAAUAAAAAAAAAAGGAUUUUCCUGUCCCGAAUAAAAUCUGACUUUUUCAAUUA
This is a messenger RNA of Tachysurus vachellii, 3368 nucleotides long. It is a transcript of the gene tm9sf2, whose product is annotated as transmembrane 9 superfamily member 2. Gene Ontology annotation, cellular component: membrane. Gene Ontology annotation, biological process: protein localization to membrane. The coding region runs from base 144 to 2135 and encodes 663 amino acids. The transcript has 17 exons. NCBI's taxonomy places the organism in Eukaryota, Metazoa, Chordata, Actinopteri, Siluriformes, Bagridae. The record is from RefSeq and is a predicted model, not a curated record.